Molecule: messenger RNA, 663 nt
Organism: Rodentolepis nana
Lineage: Eukaryota; Metazoa; Platyhelminthes; Cestoda; Cyclophyllidea; Hymenolepididae
Source: the annotation of a GenBank genome assembly
AUGUCAACCCGAAUCAAUGAAGAGCAGGAGAAAAUUAAGAAAUUUACGGAACGCCAAGCGAGUAUUUCAAAGCAAAACAAUGAAAUUAGAGAAAUAAACGAUCAACUUAGAGCUGAUAUUGAACGCUUGGAGGAGACUAUAUAUCGGGAAAGUCAGCAAACAGAUCAACUUACGGUAGCAAAUGAAUUAGUACAACAGCGCAUACAAACUCUUACCAAGGCAUUGGAGGAAAUUGAACGAGUUAAUGAAAAAUUGCGAAAUGAGAAGACAAGCCUUCUAGAAGAAUAUCGUAAUCGAUUGAAUAAUUUUGAAAACGGCCUUCAAAGAAAUGCAAUUCUCAGAGAUUUUAUAGAAAAAUGGCGAUGUCAAGUAAAAAGAAACAAAGAUUUGCUGGUGUUCCCUUCAGUAAUAAAAAACUUGGCCAAUUCCUUAGAGAGCUUCUAUGCCAGCAACAUAGCAGAUCAACUUGAAAGUUUGGUGCCGAAUCCCACAGCUCAAGGGGACACUGCUCUGGAUUCCUCAAUUCCAGUAAACAAGAAUACCACUGAACAAGAAUCAGUUACGAAAGGUACGUUUGAUUCGGUUGAUUACCAUGGUGUUACAAGUAAGUUACUUGGUUCACCUCAAUAUAGAAAUCUCUUCUUAAUACAAAGGACCAGAUAG